This is a messenger RNA of Dendroctonus ponderosae (mountain pine beetle), 8520 nucleotides long. It is a transcript of the gene jim, whose product is annotated as zinc finger protein 497. The coding region runs from base 342 to 2438 and encodes 698 amino acids. The record is from RefSeq and is a predicted model, not a curated record. The transcript has 10 exons. Gene Ontology annotation, molecular function: DNA-binding transcription repressor activity, RNA polymerase II-specific; RNA polymerase II cis-regulatory region sequence-specific DNA binding. Lineage: Eukaryota; Metazoa; Arthropoda; Insecta; Coleoptera; Curculionidae. Gene Ontology annotation, biological process: regulation of immune system process; regulation of cytokine production; negative regulation of transcription by RNA polymerase II.
CCCCACACCACACUUCUCUCGAUCCCGCCGAUGCAGCAGGAGCAGGCAAGCAGCAAUCCAUCGCCAAAACGAUCGCAGGCAACGGUGCAAUUACCAAAAGAACGGCAACAGAGCGACGUCGCUCGGCCCCCUUCUGCCCCCGCGACGCCCCACGGACGCCGCCGUCGCGCCGACGUCGGUUCGGAGUUCUUCUGCCGUUCGAAAUUGUAUGCAACUCGUUCGGCGGUGCAGCGCGUCGCUUGGCGCGGCUUUUACUCUUCGCGCCAACACCAAGUGACCAGUGAUCAAUCUGCACUAUGUGACUAGUGAUUCUGUGAUCUGUGAUUAUCACCAAGGGAAACAUGGCUAUCAACUUCUCGGCCUCUUUUGCCGCCUGCCUGGCUGCGGGACUUAAAGUGCCAAGACAGAUUAUGUACUGCAUCUCGCAAGAUACAGCAGCACCGUAUGUCCUUUACAAGGAUGGCAUGGAUAGGGCGCAAACUCAAUGGGGACCACAAGAUAUUUACCCACCGCCACAGCAACAGCCCACCCCUCAAGGAGCGGCCAGCCCACCACAUCAAGCGUUGGGCCCCACUCCUGUUCCACCCUUGGGGGUUGAGGCUGAUGCUGUACCUUCGCGAGAUCAAGUCAGUAGCCUACCGUCCCCCGCCCCGUCCCCAUACCCAGCCACGCAAGCAGAACCAGGCCGGGACGAUUCGGACCCGAUCCAACCAGAAGCCCCCUCAUUGGACCUGGAACCGCGACCUUCGUCCCAACAAUGUUUUCCCACUGAUCUUCAGCAACAGCAGACGGCCCAACAACAAGUGGUAGCAGCGCAUCAGCAACAACAAGCCUACCAGCAGUAUGCGCGGGCUCCUCCGCCGGCUGCGCCUCCUCCUGGUGUGCCUCCUCAUAUGCUUGGGGCGAAUUUUUCGGCCUUGCAAUACCUCAAGCAACCGGGCAUGAUGUUGACCAGCCUGGGACCGGAUGGAGAGUUUUAUCUAGGAGGCCAAUUGGAUCAAUAUUCCAAUAUGCAAGACUUGAGGAGUGCGUCGCUGCCCGAUGUGAUCCAGCAGCAGCAAGCCAACCUGAAGAAAGCGAGCAACGGACUGAACGGGGAACUGAGACUGUUUAAAUGUCUGACGUGCGGCAAGGAUUUCAAGCAGAAGAGCACUUUGUUACAGCACGAACGUAUCCAUACGGAUAGUCGGCCUUACGGAUGUCCAGAGUGCGGGAAAAGAUUUCGACAACAGUCACAUCUGACCCAACAUCUGCGCAUCCACGCCAAUGAAAAACCGUAUGCGUGCGUGUACUGUGAGCGCACGUUUCGACAGCGGGCCAUCCUCAACCAGCACCUGCGCAUACACUCGGGUGAGAAGCCGUACGAAUGUCCGGAGUGCGGGAAACACUUUCGGCAGAAGGCUAUUCUCAACCAGCACGUCCGCACACACCAAGACGUGAGCCCCCAUCUAGUGUUCAAAAAUGGCAUAAACCCGACUCUCUGGCCUCAAGACGUGCCGUUUCCUCCCGAUGAAGGCAAGGAGGAGGUCACUUCGACUUAUGGAGAUGGUGAAAACGGUCCGAACGAUAGGACGAGUUGCUUUUCGCCCAACGGAGUUGUGGGCAAUUUGCAAUAUCCUGCCUAUUUCAAAGACUCGAAAGGUAGGACUUGUUUAGGAAUGUUGACUUCAGGUAUGAACCAUUCAGUGUUCGGACCAGGUACCAACUUCAACCCUCUCCAGUACCUAAAACAAGGUCAGGGAGGCGGAAAAGGCCUUCCGGAUGUUAUCCAGCAUGGCCGAUCCGCAGGAAUGCCGCUUUACGUCCGUUGCCCGAUUUGCCAGAAAGAGUUCAAACAGAAGAGCACGCUACUGCAGCAUGGCUGCAUACAUAUCGAAAGCAGGCCCUAUCCUUGUCCGGAAUGUGGGAAAAGAUUUAGGCAGCAGAGUCACUUGACGCAACAUCUGAGGAUCCACACGAACGAGAAACCGUACGGUUGCGUGUACUGCGGCCGAAACUUUAGACAGCGCACCAUUUUAAAUCAGCAUCUGCGCAUACAUACAGGGGAGAAACCGUACAAGUGUGCGCAGUGCGGGAAAGACUUUAGGCAAAAAGCCAUUUUGGACCAACACACCAGGACGCAUCAGGGCGACAGACCGUUCUGUUGUCCCAUGCCCAAUUGUAGGCGAAGAUUUGCAACCGAACCGGAAGUUAAGAAGCAUAUAGACAACCAUAUGAAUCCACAUGCCGCAAAGACGCGCCGAGAUUCGACCAGUUCUGAGAGCAAACUGCAUGCAAAUGGCAUGUUGCCUCGAGGUCUGACUCCCACAAGUGUGGUAAAGCCGGAGCUGUAUUUCCCCCAAUGUUAUCCGAGUUUCAAUCCGCCAACGAGUGUGGCGCAGUUCCAAGCAGCCGUCAAUCCAGAGUUCAAGCCGACCAAUGGGCUUCCUCCCCAGUGACUAACAGCUGGCUGGCAACUGGGGCCUCCAUGUAUCGGUUAGGAGGGGUCAACUAGAGUCCCUCUGUGUUAUGAAUGAGUCAAUUUUGGAGCAAAUCCGAAACCGGGAUUUUCAAACCAAUUGUGGAAAUUAACAUGGCUGUGCUUAUUUUUAAAAAUUUGUUUUGUGAUUUUUGGGAAAAUUACUGCAAUAAUCGCCAUUUGUUUGGCAAGUUAUCGUUUGCUUUCCUCAGAUGGGUGAGUUCGAGUGUGAAUACCAUGCUAUGCUUAAUUGUGAUAAAACGAAACUAGACAAUAGUCGUUACGUUACAUCGUGUGACUGUUAUUAGUUAACUCAAAAAUAUUCAGAUUAUGGCCAUUCUUGACUCGUUCGAACAGCCAAACAGAAAUUCAACUAGCCCAGUUGCCAGCUGUUUCAUUAACGGUCACUAAUACUCAAAGGACUUUUCAGUUAUUUAGCAAUGUAAGUAUAAGUUGUAUUUAUUUUUUCUUUAGUAGGUUUUUUUGUGGAAAUUCUUCAUGUGUGGAUAUUUCCUCUAGGUGAAACAAAUGGUGCUGACAUUAAAAUGUGGUUCAAGCUCGGGCGUUUAAAAUCUAUCUUAAGAAAAUUUCAGUCAAUCAAAAUUGGUUUGCCGCAUUUCGAUUAAAACAUAAAUAAUUCUGCAAACAAUAUUUUCUCACCUUUCAGAACUUUUCAGCUCAAAUUUCAUUGAGCCAUUAAACCAAUACCUAAGGGUGAAUUCAAAUUAUCGUAUUUCAAUCGAAAAUGAGAAUUUUAAAACACCAUUCCCAUCGCCUACCCACAUUAUUAUAAUUAUAAUUAUUACAUUAUUAUUACUGAUUAUAUUGUUGUAGUGUUAGGGUUACGAUAUGUGAUCUCUCUUAAAUGUAAAAAAGUAAAUAUUAAGAGAAACUAAUAAGGUAGAACUGUUUGACGGGUUCUAACUUAAACAAACAAAAUGCCAAGUAACUGUGGUUUAAAACUUCCAUAUUUUUACAGAGUUAUAAAAUAGUACCUACAGAUUGAAUGUUAGAGAGGGACAACUUUUAAAAGUUUGGCGGUGCCUCAGACAACGUAGCUCCAAAAUCUGCUUAUAAAACUCAUUAUUUUAACAAAUUUUAUAUUCUGUUUCUUUUUUGUGCAAUAAUAUCAGUAGUUGUACUGGCAAAUUGGCCAAUUUAAGCAAAUUUUGCGACAAUAACUAGAUGAAAAUAUUUUCUUGGCAAUAAUAUCAAAAAUAACGAACGAGACGAAGUAAUUUGCGGUUAAAAUUGCUUCCAUAGAGUAGUGCUGAUUAUUUUUUUCUUAACUAAGACAUAUUUUUCUUUACCUUGCAAAAUUGUAUGAAUAUUAAAUCGAGGAUUAAAGUUCAAAAGCAUCGAUCCCAAAUUUAGUUAACAUAUUUAAAAAAGGAAUGAUAAUUCCAGAAACUAAAAUUCAAAUAUAGUUUUGAAAUAACUAAUAAUAUAAUUUUCAAAAAGACUACAUUAAUCCCCAGAAUUUGGUGUUGUUUCAAAGCAGGUGGGACAUUUGCUUGCUGCUUGCCUUAAUUUUACAAGAGCAAAAUCGUAUUUAACAACGUUAUAUCUUUAAUAAUAUUUUCUUUUUACACUUUGGCUAAAUUUUCUGUUUGUUAGCUUCAAUUUUCCAUUUCGUUUGCAAGAUUUUAUUUGUGUUCCUCCUAGGGCUCGAAGCAGUUUAUUCUCCAUUUUAACCUUACCUAUUUGUUCUUUAAAUUAAUUUGUCCCAAUUAAAGGAUUCUGCGCCUAAAUAUUCAUAUGACGGGAAAAACCGAAAAGCAUCAAGAAACAUUAGAAUGUUACUGCUUUCGACAUCAAUUUUUUCUGAUUCCAAAUAUUAUCUGUCCGUUUAAGCCCCAUAAAAACCCAUUCGUUUGACAUUACGGACACUAACAACUUCAUUUAAUUAGAAUGAAUAUCAUUCAAUUAAUAAAACUUUUGACUAGAAUUAUUUAUGUAUAUUUAGACCUCAUAUAGCUACGUUAAUUCCCUUAAAAUAGAGUAAUUAAAAAGUAUUUUUAAAAGUUGUCCCGAGUGCAAUAGAAACAAAACUAUUUUUAUAAUAAGUUAAACAAUAGUACACAAUUUACUUCUACACUGUGUCUUUAACUUUAACGGCCUUUCGCGUUGAACAAUGCGAUUCGUCCGACUGGAAAGGUCAUUGAAAAUGCAAAAUAGUUGAUAAUUUUUUUACAAUACCUAUACGUAAAUCAGAUUAAAAAAAUGGUGAUGGUACCGACAAACUCAACUCUAUACUUGCCGUUUUUAUACAUAUAUAUUCUAUAUAUACAAAACUUGUAUAAGUUAUAAAGUUUAGCUUUUUUAUACAGGGUUUAUACACCUAUAAGAUAUACUUUAUUACAAUUUGGGGUAAGACGCGGAAAUCUCAAAACCAGUGUUUUUUCAGUGAGUGAUUUAACAAACACUUUUCAGUUUUCUACAGUGCCUCAACUACAGUGAUAACUAUUACAUAUAUGUAUAGUAACAUAGACAAGUACUUAAUAAUCAAAAUAUAGUUUUAUAGCAACAUAUUUUACGGGGCGUUAUCAAAUAGAAAAUCUAGGCAAAAUUGCAGAAAUAGACGCACCAAUAAAUGCAGUGCUUUUGAUAGUGUCUCGUAAGAUCAAUUUUCAGUUACAGGCUUAUAGCAACCAUACCUGAAAUAUUAAUUUCAGGACAUUUUCCGCCUCUGACCCCAAAAUCCCGGUGUUGGAACUCACUUUUUACCAUGUACACUGCAAUAGAUUUAAACUAUACAUGAAAUAAAUAUAAGGUUUUUUGUUACUGGACUGUUAAAGUUAUUGUUAAUUUGUCUAAUUUUUACAAAAGCGUUUUGGAUUUUCAAAAAAAACGACAUUUGAUGAAUAUUUGGCGCAUCACGAAGUAGUCACCAUUGCAACCAAUUGUGGCUAUAUUCUGUGUUAUUACUGAUGCUUUAAAAAAGCAAAAAUUAAAAUCUAGUGCGGGAGGAAACUGCAAACACAGUUUUCGCAUUUUAAAAAUCGGUUUUGAACUUUCCUCCUCCUCUCGAGAAAUUGUAAAUAUUUAAAUCCACUUUAGGUCCCGUCAAAAAUUACAAUUAAAAUUAUAUUAGUAUAGAGACCAAUAAUCACAUUUUGGUAAUGUGUAUUGACUUUGUUUAUCAUAGAUUUUUUGUAUACGAUUACUUUUAGACAGGUAACAGAAACAAGACAACGGUUUUGAUUUUUGAAUCUGGUCAAAAAGUCUGCAAUUUCAAUGUAUCAGCUCCCGUUUAUCAUCGUUUCAAUAACGACAGUGAAUUUAAAUGUUAAUUCGACUUUUCGAUCAGACAAAAAUGUUCGUGCUACAAGACUUAAAAUCGUGAUAGCUUUUAUCGUUAGUUCUAAGAACAGUUCUCUUGUAAAUAGUUAAUAAUUUUUAUCUAAUGGUUUUUUUUUACUCAAAGUGUGUUACGGUUAAGUUUUACUUAGACAUUUCGUGAAUCGAUGAUAUAAUGGAAGUUUUUAAUGCGUGAUAUAUCCCAGUUAAAAGGGUCUAAGUGUUUUAUCGUUCUUGGUUAUUGAUAAGGUUUGUUUUCGCCUUUAUUGCAUUUUUAUAAACAGUUUGUUCUAAAGCACGUAAUGGUAGUUCAAAAACACUUAUUGCACUUCCUCAAACUGUCGCUAAACAGUUUUUUGAACCACUAAAACUCCUUAAGGUACUGUUGUUGAAAAAAUGGUUGCAAAAACAACAAAACAUGUUGCCUAAAAAAUGUUCCUCACGAUUUUUUCUAAAAUGCACCACGUAAGAAACAAUGGUAUGUGCAGUUUUCAGUUGUGUAAAGGCACUGAAAAACAUAUCGAAAUUGGCUUUUAAAUGCAAAUUUUCAUCUUGUUCAAGAUAAAGAAAAGUAACCUGACCAUUUAAAAGCCAACAAAACAUUUAACUACACUUCACAAAUAUUAUUCACAAUAUAUUAUUAUAUAUUAUAAGUAAUGGAAGCUGCAAUUUGCCAUUGACUAUUACGAAAUUUUCGUUCUGUAUUACUUUAUUAUUUAUAAAACUCCAAAAUUUUACUUAACGGUGAACGUAAAAAAGCAAGAAAUCCGUAAAUUUAUAUAUGUAUCAUGUCUAGUGGCAUGUGUAGUAAUAUAAUGAGGCAAAAUCGUCUAAAUAUGCAAAAAUUCGCGUAACUUUAAACCACAAUGAUUCGCAGGCUUAAAACAUAGCAAACAAAUUCCAUGCAAGUUUACAAAGUACCGCAAAAACCAGCCGAUUUACAUGAAAAAUCUGAGUCAACAACAGUGCCUUGCAGCACGGAUCAAUAAAAUUUUACAAUGAAAAAUUAUUUAAUAUCAUUCGUGUAAAAAGCAAGCUAUCGCUGCAUUUUUAAUCAAUUAUUAUAAAAUGUUCAUGCGCACCACUUAAUAUUGUUUUGGAAAAAAUAUCCUGCUCAAGUUUUUCGAGGCAGUUGAAACGAAAAUUGUUUUACUCAUAAUCACAACGAAAGUCAUAAUUAUAAUAAGGUUGCAGGAUAUUUUUGACCAAAUUUGUACUCUCGUAUGCAAAUAUAUUGCAUAGUUCUUAAGAUUUGUGCUUUAAAAAUUGAUUAAAAUCCCCAUGUAAAUUAUCGUCCAGAAGAUUAAUGUUAGAUAUCACCCCUUCGCUCUCGUUUUUCAUUGUAAAUGACUUUUUACAUGUAAAUUUAAUCUCCCCAAAAAUCUUUUAGAAACAAUAUUUUAAUAAGUGCCAUAGUUUUUCCAAAUAUAAUUUCGUUUAUUUCCUGUUGGUUUUUAAAGGAAUAGUCCAAGUGAAUGUAAAGCGAUUUCAAAAUUACAAAACAUUAGUGUUUAGGUAUAAUUCUGUACAAAAAUAAAUAUCCUUUAAAAUGUUAAUAAGUACGCAAUUUUGUAUUUGAAGUAUAUUGUAAUCUAAAACGGCGACAGCAUUGAAAUUAUUUUUUUAGGGCAAAUGUGGGAUAUGUGCAAAAUUCUAGUCACGGAUAGCAAAAUUUUCUAAAGUGAUAAAUAACGAACGAAAUUUCCUACUGUUAAUUAAGUUUAAUUUUUGUUAAAAUUGAUUAAAGAUUGUUAGACUUUUGGCGUAGAAAAUAAUGUUUAUUACUUUUAUUGGAUAAGUCCUGUACGGGAUUUGUUAUAUUCAUUAUUGUUAUUAGCAACAAAUACAAGAUUGUUGAAAUUUGGAAAACAGACGUAGAGCUAAUACCCCCAAAUAGUAUUUAAUACGAUAUUUUCCAUCGGUGUUUUUUAUAAAACAUUAGUCAGCUUCAAACAAACUAUUCAAAUACAACUUUUCUCCACUUUGUUGCCACAAACACUUUAAAAUAGCAAGCAGUGAACAAAUUAGAAUAGGACUGGGAUAUUAUAUAAAUAAACAGGGUUAAAUAUUUCAGUUGACUUCCUUAAAUUCUUGUCUUAUAUCCAGGCAAAUUUCAAGACAAUCAAUGACGCACACAAACAUGCAUUUUAAAAAUUUUCCACGUUUCACUUAACUAAAAUAAUAAGACCUUAAAAUUUGCCUGGAACUUUUUGUUCAAAGACAAUCUUUAAAUCGAUAUAAUUACUGACAUCCUUUCUGAAGUUAGACAUACCUACACAUAUGUUUAAAUCGAAAAACGUAUUGCGUCCAGCAUCCUUAACAAAAAAAGAGAAUCAUUUCAAUUUUUUCAAAUACUGGCUCUUAUCUUGAUAGUUUUUUCACGUUAAUAACAAAGUUGUUCAUCCUCAGUAUCAGUGUACAUGAGCAACUUUGCUGCAAAUUACAAGCAACCUCAAUUAAAUGCCAUUAACUUAAGCAAUUACUAAAUGCUCAACCACAAAUGUACAAUAGAUUUUCAUUUACGAUAACUCAAUAGAUAAUAGCAUAGAUACAUUCGUACCAACAAUUCGAAUAAUCAGAUGAAAAACAACUUUAAAUGAAUCUAUGCUAGAAAGGUAUUUUGCUCAAAAGUACAAAUACUGUAAAUAUAGUACCGGAAUUGUUUUAUAAUAUAAAUAUAUUCUAAUAGAAAAUGGAGUAUGUGAAUGAAUUGAUUCUCUUGGUAUUGUAUAUUAAAAAUAAAUAUGAAUGUAUUUGUUAAA